CAAAAAAACAAAAAAAAUAGCACUGGCAAAAUAGACAUGCUGAGCGCUGUAAAACGUCAGUUUUGUUGAAAUUGGAAUAUUGAGUUUGUUUUUUCUGUGUGUUGGUCGAGCUCGUUGCUUCGACAAUACCGAAAAGCGAUCGAAAGGAGCAACCUUGGAGGCCAGCAGCUAAGCGUAAUUUACGCAACGCACCACACAAAAUCCGCAAAUUUGCACAGGGGGCAACAACAAAAACAGAGGCAGAACAGAACAGAACCGAACCGAACAGAGCAGCAAGAAGAGCGACGUGAAGAGGAAAGGCGGAGAAAGGAGAACGGAGAAUAGGGAACAGGGAGAGAACAGAGAAGAGAGUCGGAGAAACGAAAUAAACAUCAUGGCGAACAUGGCAGUGUCGCGGAUCAAGCGGGAGUUUAAGGAGGUGAUGCGCAGCGAGGAGAUCGUCCAGUGUUCCAUCAAAAUCGAACUGGUCAACGACAGUUGGACGGAGCUGCGCGGCGAGAUUGCAGGUCCGCCUGACACGCCCUAUGAGGGCGGCAAGUUCGUCCUGGAGAUCAAGGUGCCCGAGACAUAUCCCUUCAAUCCACCAAAGGUACGCUUCAUAACGCGCAUCUGGCAUCCAAAUAUUUCGUCGGUGACGGGCGCGAUCUGCCUGGACAUCUUAAAGGACAACUGGGCUGCAGCGAUGACACUACGCACCGUGCUGCUGUCCCUACAGGCGCUCCUGGCCGCCGCAGAGCCAGAUGAUCCACAGGAUGCAGUGGUGGCCUAUCAGUUCAAGGACAAGUACGAUCUGUUUCUGCUGACGGCCAAGCACUGGACAAACGCGUAUGCGGGCGGACCGCACACCUUUCCCGAUUGUGAUUCAAAGAUCCAACGUCUCAGGGACAUGGGCAUCGACGAGCAUGAGGCGCGCGCCGUGCUCUCCAAGGAGAACUGGAAUUUAGAGAAGGCAACCGAGGGCCUGUUUAGUUAGCUUGCCCCAGCCACAUUACGAUCAGUACCAUUCAUGGCGGUGGCGACACCAAGAACACCCGCAACUUCUGCAUCAACCCUUCAGAACGGCAAUCACGCUAAAUUCUUGUACACUCACGCACCAACCGAUCUAUUUUCGUAAAUUUUGUCCACGAAAUUACAUUGCCCUGUAGUUAUAAUAA
Molecule: messenger RNA, 1154 nt
Organism: Drosophila yakuba
Lineage: Eukaryota; Metazoa; Arthropoda; Insecta; Diptera; Drosophilidae
Gene: Ubc4
Product: ubiquitin-conjugating enzyme E2-22 kDa
Exons: 3
Coding region: 374-973 (199 amino acids)
Biological process (GO): proteasome-mediated ubiquitin-dependent protein catabolic process; protein polyubiquitination
Cellular component (GO): nucleus
Molecular function (GO): ubiquitin conjugating enzyme activity; protein binding
Source: RefSeq, a predicted model, not a curated record